AUGGAUUCAGACUGGAACACCUCUUCCAAACAAAUCAACGGUAUCAACUUCGAUAAUUAUAUUGCACAACGACGUUCGUAUAAUUCUGUAGUAUUUGUACACAAAAAAUAUUUAGAGGAACCUGAACCAGCCGAAGAAAAGGUACAAAAAGUCAAAGCAAAAAGAGAAAAGAAGCAUAAACAAGAAAAGAAUCAAGACAAAUGUCAACAGUUCACAAGCGUUAGCAUACCAGACAACAGAUUUAAAAGUGUUAAAACUAAUAAAAUCUCUUGCAAUAAUAAUACUGUUUUAGACCAAACCAUAAAAUUUGCUAAAGAUAUAGUCCCACUAAUAAUCCCCCCUGAUGAAGAUAAAUCAAACGUAUUUUAUACAAUUAAAACAUCUAAAAAGCAUACGCGGAAGGAGAAAAAACCUCCAGCUUCAAAUUUAGAUCAUCACCAGCUGGCACAAGAACAGCAAGAAUCAAAAAAAUUAAUAGAAACAUUUAGAAAAGUUAAGAAAGAAAGUUUUAGUGUUCAUGAGUCUAUUAGUCAUUCUUCAAGUAAUACAUUAGAGGAUUUAAACAUUGAUCAAUCCCUGUGUUGUACGUUUUCUGAGGUAUCAGAAAAAAAGUAUCACAAAAAAGACAAGCAUCAUUCUAAAACAUCCAGUCAUGAUCAGAAAUUUGCAAUAUCAGAAUCAUUUGAAGCUGUUGCCACCGAAAAUAUUGGUGGUGAUGCAAGAAUAAAAAUACAUCUUAUGAAUGAAAAAGACAAACAUUUUCUUAGUGAAACUAUCAAAGAGCCUGUUUUAAAAGCAAUUAGGAAUUGUAUCUUAGAGUUAAACAAUAAUAAUACAAAUACAGAAUUGCCUGCUAUUCAAAAAUACAUAAAGACCAACUCUCAAAAACUAGAUAAUAUUCUAGAUAAAUUAACAUCCAUUGAAAGAAAGUUAGAAAGUUACGAAAUAAACAUAGGUAACCAAGAAAAACAAUUAAAUAUUCAUGAGCACAAAUUGAAUACUCACAAAAAUAAGUUUGAUUCCCAUGAAAUAAAGUUAGAUUCCCAUGAAGCGAAGUUACAUUCCAUUGAAGUAAAGUUAGAUUCAAAUGAAAAUAAAUUUGAUUCACAAAUAACAAAGCGGAAUGCCCAUUCAUCCCAGUUGAAUCCCAAUGAAUUAAAGUCAAUUGACGACGCAAAGAGAUCAAAUCAUGAACGAAAGUUAGAUUCUCAAAGCAAGGAGAGCGCUCGGGAAGCAGGACAAGAAGUUGCAGAUAAAAGAGCCGCACAGACAAAGUUACCUCCUAGUGACGCAAAAUCAUCGACACUUGAAGAACUAGGAGCAGAUCUUAUUGAAAUGGACGAAGAAUAUACAUCAGAGGAAGAGUUACAUCAAGAACUCCUAGAUAGGAGAAGUAAGAGUAAUGUUGUAAUAGAACUGGCGCCGAAAACUAGUAACAAAAACAGAAUGGAAAGUCUUGGAGGUGGUGAAGUGCCUCCCGCAGUUAAAGGUACCUCAAUAGGGACUAAACUAGAGCGGCCUAAUAGAAUACCGGCAAGAUUUUGUUGGACAGACACCGUAAGAAAGAAUUGA
Arctia plantaginis is the source of this 1572-nucleotide messenger RNA. The record is from the annotation of a GenBank genome assembly. NCBI's taxonomy places the organism in Eukaryota, Metazoa, Arthropoda, Insecta, Lepidoptera, Erebidae.